Molecule: messenger RNA, 618 nt
Organism: Adineta ricciae
Lineage: Eukaryota; Metazoa; Rotifera; Eurotatoria; Adinetida; Adinetidae
Source: the annotation of a GenBank genome assembly
AUGAAACAAUACAAGCUGUAUUUUGAUAAUUACUUCACCACACUGCGAUUGCAAAUUGAAUUAUGUAAACUGGGAAUAUAUUCAGUGGGCACCGUUCGAAUGAAUAGGUUGCCUGAUUUGAUAAUGAAGGAUGCAAAAACAUUACAACAAGAAGGUUAUGGUUCUAUGGAUUAUCGAAUUGUUCAAAUCGACGGUGUUAGUUUAUGUGCUACAAGAUGGAAUGACAACAACGUUGUCAAUUGUCUUUCGACAUUAUAUUCGUGUGCACCAACUGAUAUAGUCAAACGUUGGUCAUCUUCAGAGAAAAAACAUAUUCAAGUUGAUCGGCCAAAUGUCAUCAAAGCUUAUAAUCAAUUUAUGGGUGGUGUUGAUCUUGUUGAUAUGUUAGUGUCAUUGUACAUAAUAAAUGUUCGAUCCAACAAAUAUUAUAACAAAAUAAUAUUUCAUUUAAUCGAUCCAUCCAUUAUUAAUGGUUGGUUAUUUUAUCGUCGUCACUCUUUACUAAAACCACGUGUACCUCCACCUCCAGCUCAACGAGGAAGACCAGCCAUUCGCCAUCAAUCACAGGAAGUUAAUGCAAGUAAACGUCGUCGAACUGAAUCAUUCUCAACCUUUUGA